Molecule: messenger RNA, 1173 nt
Organism: Adineta ricciae
Lineage: Eukaryota; Metazoa; Rotifera; Eurotatoria; Adinetida; Adinetidae
Source: the annotation of a GenBank genome assembly
AUGUUUAUACGAAUUAUCGUCCUUUGUGUCAUAAUAACUCAUAACGUUCAACUGAGUGAAAGCUUAAUAUGCUAUUCGUGUAGUAAUGAACAUGAAUGCAGUCAACGCCUGCCGCCAGUGGUUAUUCUAGGGAGUUGGAACCCCAACGGUCUCAUCACACCGACACCACUACCAGCAAGCGUUAGAACUGUUCAAGCCGAAAAUAAUGAUAAUCUUUUUUCAUGUUCUAUAAAGAUAACGCCAAAUGGCUGGACACUACGAGCUAUAAUACCCUCAUACGAAUGUCAAAGUUCAUCAUAUGAGUUCUGUUGUAACGAAAACUAUUGUAAUCAUCUACCAGCGCCGCCACUGCCUGCGUUAACUUCUCUUAAAUGUACUGUUUCUAAAUGUCCCAAUUCGAGUGUGACAUGUAUUCAACAUCGUGUCGCUCUCAGUAGCGCUACUGAAUCCUGCUCGGCGACAUUCGGCGAAGUUAAUUACAGAUAUUAUACAAAGGGCUGUCAACCAACCAUUCCCCACACAAAUCCGGCAUUUCAAGUGUCUCUAUACAAUAGACAGCCUAUGUUUUGUUGUAAUUCUCCGGAAUGUAAUACAGGACCUGAAGCAAAUGCAUUUAAAGGUAUAUCUAUUCAGUGUUACACAUGUGAUUCACGUGUAACCGGUUUGGAGGGUUGUAUGUUAUUCAAUGAAUCAAGUCCAGACGUGUACAAAGCAGCAUCAUCUAGUCGUGACGAAUCGUGUGCUACGAUCAUUGGUCUCAGUGGACAAGAUUCUGUUACUGGCACUACCUAUCCAGAUUUCGCUAUGCGUACAUUCAUUUCAAAAUGUGUUGAUCGAGAUUGGGGCACUGUUUCUUAUGGUGGUGCUACAUUCAGGGGUCGUAUUAAAUGUUGCACAAGUGAUUUAUGCAAUAAAGAAAAUAUAGACAUUCCAAAACGUUUUCGGAACGCUUUGAAGGGCGGCUUUUUCAUCAUUAGUGGUUUACUUAUCGCCAUCGGAAUAGUCGGCGGCAUUAUUUAUCUAUCUUGUUGGAGAAAGAGGAAGGCUAAGCAUGAUUCAUGUGUAACAAACGAAUCAGGCAUUAGACUUUUACCAUCUGAGCCAACACCUGGAACAGGAUGGUCACAACGAGGCACUGCUACUGAUUAUCCAGAACGGAGUGCCGCUCCAUGA